UCCUGGGUCCGGCCUGGCCUGCAGUGCGCCGAGGACGCCGCGCGAGCAUGUACAGGCUCCUGAGCCCGAGCUUGGGCCGAGGCCUCCUGCGGGCCGCGGGGCGGCGGUGCCGGGACUGCUCGGCGCGCCUGCUCCUGGGGCCCGCAGGAGGCCGGGCGCCUGAGGUGGGGGUGCCGGCAUCCCGAGUCGCGCCGCGCGGCCGGGGCCCGGGCCUGCUGCCGCUGCUGGCAGCGCUCGCCUGGUUCUCGAGGCCCGCUGCGGCAGAGGAGGAGGAGGAGGAGCGGCAGGGAGCGGGCGGGGCCGCCGCCGAGGGCGCGGCGGACGAGACCGAGGCCGAGAUCAUCCAGCUGCUGAAGCGAGCCAAGUUGAGCAUCAUGAAAGAUGAGCCAGAAGAGGCUGAGCUAAUUUUACAUGACGCUCUUCGUCUUGCCUAUCAGAGCGAUAACAGGAAGGCCAUCACUUACACUUAUGAUUUGAUGGCCAACUUAGCAUUUAUACGGGGUCAACUUGAAAAUGCAGAGAAGCUUUUUAAAGCAACCAUGAGUUACCUGCUUGGAGGGGGCAUGCAACAGGAAGACAAUGCGAUAAUUGAAAUCUCUCUAAAGCUGGCCAGUAUCUAUGCUGCUCAAAAUAGACAGGAAUUUGCUCUUGCUGGCUAUGAAUUCUGCAUUUCAACCCUAGAGGAAAAAAUUGAAAGAGAAAAGGAAUUAGCAGAAGACAUUUUGUCAGUGGAAGAGAAAACCAACACCCACCUCCUCCUCGGCAUGUGCUUAGACACCUAUGCCCGCUACCUUCUGUUCUCCAAGCAGCCGGCACAGGCACAGAGGAUGUAUGAAAAAGCUUUGCAGAUUUCUGAAGAAAUACUAGGAGAAAGACACCCACAGACCAUCGUGCUGAUGAGCGACCUGGCUACCACCCUGGACGCACAGGGCCGCUUUGACGAGGCCUGUGUGUAUGUGCAAAAGGCAUCAGAUCUGGCGAGACAGAUCGAACAUCCUGAGCUACACAUGCUGCUCAGUAAUCUCGCUGCAAUUCUGAUGCACAGAGAACGAUAUGCACAAGCAAAGGAGAUCUACCAGGAAGCACUGAAGCAAGCAGAGCUGAAAAGAGAUGAGGUUUCUGUUCAGCACAUCAGGGAAGAGCUGGCUGAGCUGUCAAGAAAAAGUAGACCUUUCACUUAAUUUUAUGAAGCGCUAAAUCCCUUUUUGUUGUAGGAAUUUUAAGUAACAGUGGUUCUUCCGGUCUCUGUGGCACCCAAAUCAGUGGCUUUCAACCCUUUCUCCUUGAUAUUCAUGUCUCGUCAGUUAGCUGUGGUGAAGGACGAGUUGUUCGCGCUGCCGCUUUUGUUCUUUAAAGGAAAGACGACUUUCACCCCUGGCUGAUUUUGACUUCUAAGGACAGAUGUCAAGUGAUGCUUUCGUCGUAACGUAUGGUGUGGUGCUGUCCGUACUGGUCUAAGUGUGCCUGUAGACGGAGGUGGGCCGCUUGGCCUCUGGGGUGGGGGUGUUGUGGCAUCUCUUUCCUACGAUUUUGAUCCAUUGAUUUGCUACCCUCUUUUUUAUUUUAUCAAUAUCUGGAAGAGCAGACCUAGCUGUCUCAUGGCAAAGGGGGAUUAUGGUGAGUUAUUUCUCUUAUCUGUUUCCGGAAGCUGAGUGUGGGACCUAACGCAUAACGGAGAAGUAUCGUCUUGGUGUGUGCCAGAGCCCAGCAUGAAGUUUUAAAGUAGGAAGUAGGCCCUUGAAAAUACACCCGUUUAAUUAUAAAUCAAAGUAAACUGUAUGUUUUCAUCUCUGGUUAUACACGACUGUGAAAAGGGGGAAAGGAAGGGUAGGAAUGAUUGUCAGUGCUGUUUGAGGGCUCCACAUCCUUUGCAGUCUGGGUGCCUGAGCAGAGUCCUCUGCCCGUGCCCAGGCGGCGCCCCCAAACCUUCUUGUCUCAGGGUCGGGCCUUACAAGUGUGAUCUGUAAAGUCUCCCUCGUAAUCCUCGUAUGUACUGCUUCUACAGGGGAAGGACCACGGAUCUGGAUCCUAGUCCAGCUUCUCCGUGUAGUUUGGGUCUCCGUGUCCUCAUCUGUAAAUAGGGAACGAAUGAGAUUCUGUCGUAGUUGUGGGAGAACGUUUUUUUGUCAGGUGACUCUAAGUGAACAGACUGCUGUGCUGAAAGAGCCCUAGCACACUGCCUCAGAGCGUGUCACGUGUGUCCGUAACACACACGUAGAUGACUGUUGUUACCUCAGAAGUGUUGCAGAGCCCCUGGCCUAGGGAAAAGGCAAUUUCUGUAGGUGCCAUGAAGGAACACUGUUAUUGCUGGUAAGCCUUUGGGGGUGGGGGUGUGAGUGGGAAUGGUAAACAGAUAUUUUUGUUUCUGUGUACAUAUUAUUGGAAGAAUCCUUUCAUAAUAAACUAGAGACUCUACAACAACACUGUA
Hyaena hyaena (striped hyena) is the source of this 2428-nucleotide messenger RNA. RefSeq names its product tetratricopeptide repeat domain 19 (gene TTC19). Gene Ontology annotation, cellular component: mitochondrial inner membrane. Gene Ontology annotation, biological process: mitochondrial respiratory chain complex III assembly. Gene Ontology annotation, molecular function: protein binding. The record is from RefSeq and is a predicted model, not a curated record. The transcript has 10 exons. Bases 48 to 1181 code for a protein of 377 amino acids. Lineage: Eukaryota; Metazoa; Chordata; Mammalia; Carnivora; Hyaenidae.